This is a messenger RNA of Mucor velutinosus, 1506 nucleotides long. RefSeq lists its product as uncharacterized. Gene Ontology annotation, cellular component: membrane. Gene Ontology annotation, biological process: monosaccharide transmembrane transport. The coding region runs from base 1 to 1506 and encodes 501 amino acids. Gene Ontology annotation, molecular function: hexose transmembrane transporter activity. The record is from RefSeq and is a predicted model, not a curated record. NCBI's taxonomy places the organism in Eukaryota, Fungi, Mucoromycota, Mucoromycetes, Mucorales, Mucoraceae. The transcript has 2 exons.
AUGGAUUCCUUAGAAAGUAAAUUUCCAAAGUACAUGGUAUACUGUGUCAUGAUUGCUUGUUUGGAAGCGUUCUCUCAGGGAUAUCUUUCCGGUGCCACUAAUGUGCCUGGUACGAUCACUCAUGAAUGUGCAAAUGGCAUGGCUCAUGUUGCCAGUGGUGGCCUUCCCGACUGUUUACCUAUGAAUACCGCUCUCUGGGGUUUUGCUGUAUCUGCCUUUUGUGUAGGCGGUCUCAUUGCAUCUCUGUUUGGCGGUGCCUUUCAGAACAAAUACGGCCGUCGUUUUGCCAUCAUUGUGAAUAACGCUGGUUUCAUCAUCGGUUCUCUAUUAUGCUCUGUUGCUGCACAUCAAGCCAUGUUUAUCAUUGGUCGUAUCAUCACAGGUCUUUCUUGUGGCCUUGGUUCUUUAGCUGUGCCUACCUACAUUGGUGAAGUCUCUACCAUCAAAGCUAGAGGCACCAUGGGCUCUUGCAAUCAAUUCAGUGUCGUCAUUGGCCUUUUGAUUGCCUCUGCCAUUGGUCUUCCAUUAGCCAAGGUGCCCCUUUGGCGUAUUCAGUACGCUAUUCCUGCAUUCCCUGCUAUUCUUCAAGUCUUUUUGAUGCCCACUUGUGUGGACUCUCCUCGUUGGCUGCUUUCCGUGAAUCGUGUCGAUGAGGCCCGUGUCGCCCUUCAGAAGUUGCGUGGUGAUGCUCGCAUCGAUCAAGAGUUCUUUGAAAUGGUGCAAGGUGUUCAAGGCACUGCUGCUGCUAAUGCCAAUCUUCGUGAUAGUCCUGAGGGUCUCAAGGUCACUGAAUCCAAGGUGGCCAAUUUGUUUGAUAAUGAUAUCGAAGACCAUGUGGGCCAGCAAGAAUCACACGAAACCUAUUCUAUGUUGGAUGUCAUGAGAGACCCUGUUGCUCGUCGUAUUGGCCUUACCGUCUUUGUGCAUCAUAUCAUUCAACAGUUAUCUGGUAUGAAUGCUGUCAUGUAUUACUCGAGUAAUAUCUUCUUGCUUGCCUUCAAUGGCUCUGAGAGCAUGUCCCAAAUUAUGGCCAUUGUCACCACCAUUGUCAAUUUCGCUGCUACCAUUGUUGCCGUGUGUGUCAUUGAUCGUUUCGGUCGUCGUCCUCUGUUGCUUAUUGCUGAAGCUGGUACCUGUAUUUUCUCUGUUCUCUUGGUCAUUGGUUACAAGGUCAAUUCACCUGGUCUUUUGAUCGCUUCUGUCUUUUUGUAUGUCGCCUCUUUCGCUGUUGGUAUCGGCCCUAUUCCUUGGUUGAUUACCUCUGAAAUGACACCUACUUAUGCUGCUUCAUCUGUCGGUGCUGCCUCUACUUGUAUCAAUUGGUGCAUGAAUUUCUUAAUUGGCCAAGUCUUCCCUGUCAUUUUCGCUGCUAUCCAAGGCUGGUCUUUCCUUAUUUUCGCUGUCAUUUGUGCUUUGGCUUUCUGUUUUACUUUCUUUGCUCUUCCUGAAACCAAGGGCCGUUCUGUUGAAGCUGUUGUCGCUGGUUACGACAAGUACAAGAGAUAA